Messenger RNA from Fusarium poae, 717 nucleotides. RefSeq lists its product as uncharacterized. The record is from RefSeq and is a predicted model, not a curated record. The transcript is spliced from 3 exons. The coding region runs from base 1 to 717 and encodes 238 amino acids. Lineage: Eukaryota; Fungi; Ascomycota; Sordariomycetes; Hypocreales; Nectriaceae. Gene Ontology annotation, cellular component: cytosol; nucleus.
AUGACUUCCCACAACUUUCGCGUCGCCAUCCUUCAAAACUUCAUACUCGAAGAUACUGGAGGCAAACCCAUGAUUGCAAGAAUCAGUCAUUUGAUUCGCCAGUCCAAACCAGAUGCCGAGAUUAAUGUCUAUGCUGCUAUCCAGGGUGAUACACUCCCUGACCUGGAUAAACAAGACCUCAUCAUCUUGACAGGAGGGCCAUUCAACCUGAUGAAAGAUGAGAAACCCAAAUGGGUCACCGAAACGCUGGAGUACCUAAGACUGGCCACUAUGAGCCGAUCAAAGCCUAAGAUUUUGGGAAUUUGCUGGGGUCAGCAGGCAAUUGCUUUAGCGCUCGGGGGCGCACUAGGCAAAUCUGACAGGGGUCACUGUGUUGGUGUUGAAGAUAUCACCUUGACGACUGAAGGAGCGACUUUCUUUAAUGCUACAUCGCUGAUCAUACACAAGAACCAUGAGAUAGUGGUGACCGACAGUGGACCACACCUGUUGCCUCUGGCUCACAAUAACGAAGUACUCAUGUCAAAGGAUGGUCAGGUUCUCACUCUCCAAGGACACCCAGAAAUGGACACUUCGCUCUCAUGGCUAUUCGUAGCCUCUGACAAUCCUGUCGUGUUGGGCGCAGGACUAGAGAGCAACUUGAGACCCAUUGACUCCCCUCACGAUGGUGAAAAGAUCUUUGUGAGAAUCAUUGAAUGGGCCUCUAACAAGAGCAACUAG